Messenger RNA from Nannospalax galili (Upper Galilee mountains blind mole rat), 6284 nucleotides. RefSeq names its product inositol-trisphosphate 3-kinase B (gene Itpkb). NCBI's taxonomy places the organism in Eukaryota, Metazoa, Chordata, Mammalia, Rodentia, Spalacidae. Gene Ontology annotation, molecular function: inositol tetrakisphosphate kinase activity; inositol-1,4,5-trisphosphate 3-kinase activity. Gene Ontology annotation, cellular component: nucleus; cytoplasm. The record is from RefSeq and is a predicted model, not a curated record. Gene Ontology annotation, biological process: inositol phosphate biosynthetic process. The transcript is spliced from 8 exons. Bases 518 to 3334 code for a protein of 938 amino acids.
CUUACAAUGAACAAAUACUGAAGUAGCCGGGAGCAGACGCUGACUAGGGGUAGUAUCUCCACCACCGAGAAGGCGCGCAGGGUCGGGCUGGCGCUGCCCGGGCGGGGAUCGCCUGGCCCCUGCGCUCUUUCACAUCCCUCUUUUCUUUCUUUCUUUCUUUCUUUUUUUUUUUUCUUCCAUACAUUGUUGAGGAAACCUUGCGGGUGCAUUUUUACUUUUAAGCCACCUUGCCCCCAGGAGCCCUGCGUCCCUGGGGCCGGUCGCGGGCCCAGGAGCCGGGAGUCUGAACAGCCAGGAGUCUUAACAUUUGCAGAGGCUUCAUCGUUUAUGGAGCUUUGGGCGGGGGCCGAGCCCGCGGUCGAGCCCCCGGCCCGCCGCCUAGGCCAUGCUGCUCGGUCUGCGCGAGGAGCCGUGGCCGCCGGGCCUCCGGGACUGAGCCAGGAGCCGCGGGAGGAGGAGGCGCCGGCGGAUUGGGAUCGCCGGCCGCGGCGGCGGGCAGCGCGGCGGACCCAGUACUAUGGCUGUGUACUGCUAUGCCCUCAAUAGCCUGGUGAUCAUGAACAGCGCCAACGAGGUGAAGAGCGGCGGCGGCCCACGGCCCAGCGGCAGCGAGACGCCCCAGCCCUCGGAGAGGGCCGCGCUCAGCCCCGGCAGCGUCUUCAGCCCCGGGAGAGGAGCCUCCUUCCUCUUCCCCCCAGCCGAGUCGCUGUCGCCGGAGGAGCCUCGGAGUCCCGGGGGUUGGCGCAGCGGCCGGCGCCGGUUGAAUAGCAGCAGCGGCGGCAGCAGCAGCACCAGCAGCAGUAGCAGUGUGGGCAGCCCGAGUUGGGCGGGCCGCCUGCGAGGGGACACGCAGCAGGUGGUGGCGGCUAGCACCCUCUCCCCACCCGGGCCGGAGGAGGCCCAGAGGAAGCUGCGGAUUCUGCAGCGUGAAUUGCAAAAUGUGCAGGUGAACCAGAAAGUGGGCAUGUUCGAGGCGCACAUCCAGGCACAGAGCUCUGCGGUCCAAGCGCCCCGAAGCCCACGUUUGGGCAGGGCACGUUCGCCUUCCCCGUGUCCCUUCCGAAGCAGCAGCCAACCCCCUGGAAAGGUCCUGGCCCAGUGCUCCCAGAGUGAGGAGCGGAGGACAAAGUCUUGGGGGGAGCAUUGUACAGAGACCCCAGAUGCCGACUUGGGGAGAAGAGGACUCAGCCCACACCCCUCGAAGGACAAGGAGCGAGUGGCCCCUCUCCCAGGCCCAGCCAGCCCCACGAGGACGAGGUUAGGGACUCAAAGUCCAGCCACUUCAAUAAGGAUGGAGAGAAACACCACUGCCAGUACCCCCUGUGGCUCACCCACAGCUAUGGAAAUUGACAAGAGGGUUGCUCCCUCACUGGAGCCCUUUGGAACUAGCUUAACAUUGGCCACCAAAGUGGCAGCCUCAGCCACAUCCCCAGGGCCACACCGUGGACACGAUUCUGCUGUCUUGGAGUCAGCCGCUGAGCAGGGCCUGGGCCCCUGGGAGGCUCAGAUGGAGAGACCUGAGCAGUUCCUGGGCAGGGAGACAGGCUUAGUCCCAGAGCCCGGCGGGACUGAUGUUAGAGAGCCCUCUGGGAAGAUGGAGAGAGGAAUUCAUCCUGGUGGUGGGCAGGGCUCUCAGACACCUGAAGUAAGCAAAACGUCAGAAGGGAUCCUGAAUGUCCAAAACUCAGAGCUGUCUGAGGCCCAGAGAUUUGGGUUUGGAGGGCCAGGAGACUUGGGCUCUGUAGGGCCUGAGAAGGCAGGAAAUGGGGUUCUCGGGACCCAAGAAUCCCAGCAGGCCCUGGAAAUUGUGGGGGAAGGGUCUCCAACACUGGGCUUGCUUGGGGGCAGCCAGGCAGCACAGCCAGGGACCCAGGAGGUGGAGGCAGGAAUUCCUCAUAGCAGAGUGCUGGAACCUUUACCCUGUUGGGAAGUGGCAAAAGGUCUGAAAGGCUCUCAGUGCCUCCCUGGGGACAGGAUGGGGAUGCAGCCUGAGAGUUCCAGGGCUUGGCUGAGCACCAUGGAAGAAGCUGGCCUGAUUUGGACGUGUGACAGAGGGGUACAAUCAGAGGGGACUUGGGAAAGCCAGCUGCAGGACAGCAAUGUUGACCCCAGCUGCCAGCAGCUGCCCCCAGAUCAGGACAAAGCCUCCCUGAAAUUCAAGACCUGCAGUCCCAGCACCAUCCCUGCCAUCCCAGCUGUCAUCAUCACAGACAUGGGUGCCCAGGAAGAUGGGGGCUUAGAGGAGUUGCAAGGAUGCCCUCGGGGGCCCCUGCCCCUGAGGAAGCUGUCCUCCUCCUCAGCCUCUUCCACAGGCUUCUCCUCUUCCUAUGAGGAUUCAGAGGAGGACAUUUCUAGUGAUCCAGAGCGCACCCUGGACCCCAAUUCAGCCUUCUUGCAUACCCUGGACCAACAGAAGCCCAGAGUGAGCAAGUCAUGGAGGAAGAUAAAGAACAUGGUGCACUGGUCCCCCUUUGUCAUGUCCUUCAAGAAGAAGUACCCCUGGAUCCAGCUGGCAGGACAUGCAGGGAGCUUCAAGGCAGCUGCCAAUGGCCGUAUCCUGAAGAAGCACUGUGAGUCGGAGCAGCGCUGCCUGGACCGACUGAUGGCUGAUGUGCUGAGACCAUACGUGCCAGCCUACCAUGGGGAUGUGGUAAAGGACGGGGAGCGCUACAACCAGAUGGAUGACCUGCUGGCUGACUUCGACUCACCUUGCGUGAUGGACUGCAAGAUGGGCAUCAGGACAUACCUAGAGGAAGAGCUCACCAAGGCCCGGAAGAAGCCCAGCCUGCGGAAGGACAUGUACCAGAAGAUGAUCGAGGUAGACCCAGAGGCCCCCACUGAGGAGGAGAAAGCCCAGCGAGCUGUGACCAAGCCACGCUACAUGCAGUGGCGGGAGACUAUCAGCUCCACUGCCACCCUAGGUUUCAGGAUUGAGGGCAUCAAGAAGGAAGAUGGCUCUGUGAACCGUGACUUCAAGAAGACUAAAACAAGGGAGCAGGUCACUGAAGCCUUCAGAGAAUUCACUAAAGGAAACCAGAACAUCCUGAUUGCCUACCGGGACCGACUGAAGGCUAUUCGAGACACUCUGGAAGUCUCUCCUUUCUUCAAGUGCCAUGAGGUUAUUGGCAGCUCCCUCCUCUUCAUCCAUGACAAGAAGGAGCAUGCCAAAGUGUGGAUGAUCGACUUUGGGAAAACCACACCCCUGCCUGAAGGCCAGACCCUGCGACAUGAUGUGCCCUGGCAGGAGGGGAACCGGGAGGAUGGCUAUCUCUCUGGCCUGAACAACCUCAUCGACAUUCUGACGGAAAUGUCCAAGGGCAGCCCACUCACCUGAGGCCGCCACCACCUUGCCUGCCAUCUCUGCCCCUCUCCCUCUCCUUUGCUUCCCUUUCUCUUUCAAUUCUUCCCUCGUUUCUCACUGAGCUUCCACCUGGAACAGAGCCUGCCAAGCUGCACUACAGGACACUUUGAAGAAAAGAGAGGACAUUUUUCUAGUUCUUUUUCCAUUACAAGAGCCUGGAGGUGGCUUCUGGAAGAGAAUUGCCCAAAUCUAGGCAUGACAUCCUGUACAGUCAGGUGAUCUUAGAGCCAGAGUAGGUCUGGGUGACCAUGGGAUUCCUGGCCACUUGGGGUUCCUAAGAGAUUGAGCCUUGCUUCUGGGAGACUCCCAGAAAGCACCGGCCCAGCCUGGCUACCAGUGGGACCCUGCUGCCCCCUGGUGGCCAGUGCUAUCAGCGUGCAAGCCUCCCUUGUGUCUCCCACCCUGGGUACCACAGCCAGGCUAGGGUACUGCUGUUUGGGAUUUGGAAACAACCUCUGGGGCUCUGCAUGUUGCUUGAGCAAAGAAUCCUCCAGAGAGAAACCCCAGUUUGCAGAGACACUGUGUGGCCUUUCUAGGGAAGCUAAAUCAAGACCCCACCUAGCUGGGGUGGGUUAAAUCCUUGGGAUCUAGACCCAGGCUAGAAGCCAGGAGAAGCUGUUUGACUAUUUCUGAAGAACUGCGAUCUCCCCAGAAGGGGGCAGGCAGGAACUGUGUACCCUUCCAUCUGGGAUUGCUGCCGGUGUACUUAGAGGAGACAUUCCAGGGAUAAUGCCACCUCCCAGAGCCGCUACUUUCUGGCCUUGCUCUGCCCUGCUGUAGCAGCAAGGUCCAGGCCUGGGUAGGUACUCAAAGUUCCGCCUGCCCUCCAGGGCACCUGCAACAACUCUGAGACCCUGUCAUACCCAGGGAAGAGGCUCCUCUCUUGUCAAGUCCCUGGUAAUAGUCAGGCAGUGCCACACGUGUACCUGGAAUCACUCCAUAAGGAAGGAGCCUUUAACAGUUACAAGGAUGGAAUGGGGUUCUGGCUGCAUCAGGCUAGGAGGAAGCAGGAUUCUGACUUCUUGAAAUUAGUUCUGAAUUUCCCUUGAAGUCACUCUGCAGCCUAAAGGGUUUAGAUUAGUGUCAUGUAGGUAGUUUUCAGGGUAUGGAUGGGUGCCUGAGGUUGCCCCAGACCUCCCCAUUCCUGGACUCUCUGAGCUGUUUGAAGACCUGGGAGACCAUUGUUAAUCCCUACUUCUACUGUAAAGCAAGUGGGCCUGGCUUACUGAAAAGAGCGAACAAUUUGCAUGGCUUCAGAAACAGAACUCCUGGCUCUGUUGUCAUUUAGAGCUGUCUUCAGGCCCCUCUGGGCUUGCCUACCCCUCCUUUGCUAAGAGACUCAGGAGCACAGUGUACAGGUGCUCUGCUAGGUACUCAGCUAGCAGACACUGCUUGGGGACACUAAGAGUGAUGGGGUGGACCAAGCUGUAUGUACCUGAAAAGGUCAUCUUCCCUUCUUUAGGAAGAGAUGGCCACCUGGGCCACCCACCCUGGUUUCCUGGGCUUUCUAGAGGACUAUUGGGCCAUGUGACACAUGUAUUUCCCCUUUCAUGCUGGGUGAGUGACAGUUGGUGGGGGUGGAAGGUGGGACCCAUGAGGAUGUAUGUAUAUGUAGAGACUUUAAAAAAGGAAAUCACUUAAACCUCCUGGCUCCUGUUCAGAUUCAUGGUGAGCUCCUGCGUGGGUUGACUUGCUAAAGGUCACCUCCAGCAAGCCUAGACCUUAUGAUAGCACAUGAUCUGAAAGGCAGGCAGACUUGGGGGGGGUUGUCAGUGAUGCAGCAAGCUCUGGGACUAGUUGCAGGGUUAGAGGGGACCACAUGGUCUGUGCUUUAGCCAUCUGCUGGGCAGGAACAUCAUUCCAAGAGUCUGUAUAUAAAGAUAGAUUGGACCCAAGUUCCCUUCUAUCUCAGAAAAAUGUUUGCUGAGGCAAACUAUGAUAUGAACAAAAAUUUCAGGGACCAGUUUAACCUUCCUAAGAGAACAAAAGUUGCUGAGCACUUUAAGGUACCAACUGUCUCAAAAAUGUGCUAUGAUUCAAGUGGCUGAGCGACCAAUUAUUCAAGAGGCCAGGAUCCUCUUAGGACAAUGCUUUGGGUUGGGUUAUGUUUGAGGUGUGAAAGUGGUCUAGAAAGGCAUCUUUUUGGGGUUAUUCUGUUACCAAGGGUGUUUUGUUUCGUUGGGUUUUUGUAUUUACCAUGCUAGUUCCUACACUGUCUCCCAAGCCAUUCACCCACCCGCUUCCUGCCAGCAGCCUUUCCUCCUUGUCCCACUGGGAUGGAUAGAUCCCAGAUGGAAUUUCCCAGAACCUCUGGUGCUCCAACAAACCAUGCCCAUGAGCCCUGGUCCUGGUGGAGACUCCUGUGCACACCUCGGUACAGAUGUGCAGAUGUAGGCUGUGGGGCGCUCCUGCCCUUGGGCCCCCAGGUUUCUUGGUGGUCAGUCCCACUUCGCAUGUUCCACAGGUUGCUUCGUCUGCUUUUCCCCCGACUUGCCUUUAGUGUCCUUUAAGAAGUGUUUAAGUUAUAUUUAUUUUUUUUUGUUUUAAUUGCACAAAACACUAAAAUGAAAGGCUGGACUGCUCUAAGCUCUGCGUGCCUUCUGGAGGUCUUUCCCUCAUGGCUGGGGGAGCCUUGAGCAGCCAUGGCCCCAAGACAGACGCUGUUCACCUUUGGCUGGCUGUAUUUAGCUUUGAGUUCGCCUGCAUCCUGCCAAUCCUGUGUGUAUAUAGGCCCGAGCCCCUGCUCCUGGGUGCUUACCUGUCAGUGCCUUUUUCUGGAGGAGAGGACCCUCCCCACACCCUGACAGGCUCUCCUCCUCUUCUGCACUCUUCUCUCUUCUGGACGUUACAACUCCCCUGCCUAGUGCCUGUCAGUCAACUGCAGACAUUCCCUUCUUCCCAAUAAAGGCCUUGGAGACCAGCA